Molecule: messenger RNA, 1000 nt
Organism: Oncorhynchus nerka (sockeye salmon)
Lineage: Eukaryota; Metazoa; Chordata; Actinopteri; Salmoniformes; Salmonidae
Exons: 3
Coding region: 84-464 (126 amino acids)
Biological process (GO): regulation of autophagy
Cellular component (GO): mitochondrial outer membrane; intracellular membrane-bounded organelle
Molecular function (GO): 2 iron, 2 sulfur cluster binding
Source: RefSeq, a predicted model, not a curated record
UCGGCCAGAAAGGACAGGGUUCAGAUUUAUUCUGAUUGACCUUGGUGCGCAAGACCCAAACAUAACACCGACCAACCGACAGGAUGACAAUCCAAGGUUUACCGUUACCUCCAAUCCCAUCGUUGCCAAUGUCAAGCCCAGUAGUAAUCGAGAGUCAUGGAUUCCAGAUAUCUAAAGACCAGCUGACUGUCCUAGUGCCAGUGGUUGUGGCGGCUGCUCUAGGUGGCUUCCUGGUUAGCCGGUACUUCACUGGGCGUAAGAAAAGCCAGGUCAACACCUGUGUGUGUAAGGACAGUGCCAAGGUGGUGCACAGCUUCGACAUAGAAGACAUUGGCAGCAAGGCCGUCUACUGUCGCUGCUGGAGGUCCAAGAAGUUCCCCUACUGUGAUGGUUCCCAUACCAAGCACAAUGAGAUCACUGGGGACAACGUGGGUCCCCUCAUCAUCAAGAAGAAGGAUGCUUAACCAACCUCCCUUUCCCCUUCUCGUCCCUCCCAUCAAAUCAUCAUUCAACACCAUUCAGUCACAUGCCACAUACACCAGAGUCAAACGAUCACUUGCCAUAUCCAACCAGAGGUCGUACAGAUGAACAGAAUCAUGGCAGGAUCCAACCACGCAGAGCAGCACUCUUACUCAAACCGCUUUCAUACAACCCACAGUCAAAACCCCAAAGGAAUGUUACAUGAUAUGAUUUGUGUCUUAGAAGCUCAUGUAAUUAAUGUUAUUGAGCCAUUGGUCUUAAUGGUCUUAACUACGAGAUGAAUAAUACGUGACUGAGAGUGGGGAAGGUGCUACCCUUUAUUUCGACAUUCUCUGACACAAGAGGGCACUUUCAUUUCCCCUCUAAGACUAUUGUCUAUUCCAGUGUUCAAAGUACAACCUUUAGGAAUAUGUAUUGUUAAUGUCCAAAAGAAAUACAUGUUCUAGUGGAUAUGACAGACUUGAGGGUGAUGUAUUUUGGCCCGUAUAUUGUGAAUAAAAGUUUUCUUAAAGUGGUCAGA